AUGGCUCCAGCACUCACCCCGGCUUCUUCGAGCAGCACCAUCUUCGACCCCGUCUCGUUUCGCGGCCCCAGUUGGCUGGAACAAGAGGCCCGGCGCGAGGAACGGCGCGCGGAGCAGUAUGGCGGGGACGACCCGCAGGACCCCCUCCCAAAGGACCCCCUCACGCGCGUCUCGACCCUCCGCGACGAGACGCCCGACCCGGACAAGGUCGACUGGGACGGCCCCCACGACCAGGAGAACCCGCAGAACUGGACGGUCGCGCGCAAGUGGUGGAUCACUGCCCUCUGCCUGCUGAUGACGGUGAACGUCUCGUUCGCGUCGUCCGCCCCCGCCCCGGCGGGGCCCGUCAUCGCCGCGCAGUUCCACGAGCCCCCGGAAUACGCGUACCUGCUCACGACGGUGUACCUCUGCGGGUAUGUCAUCGGCCCCUCGUUCUGGGGGCCUGGCUCGGAGAUGUUCGGGCGCAGGCCGCUGUUCGUCGGGACGCUCGCGUGCUACACCGUCCUCCACCUCGGGCAGGCCCUCGCCCCCAACAUGCAGGCGCUGCUCGCGACCCGCUUCCUGUGCGGCUUCUUCGCCGUCUCCCCCGUCACCAAUUGCGGCGGCCUCAUCUUCGACCUCUGGGACCCUGCCCACCGUGGCGGCGGCAUGACCCUCAUUGUCGCCGGGGUGUUUAUCGGACCCGUGCUGGGGCCCAUCGUUGGCGGCUUUAUCACCACGAGCUACCUGGGCUGGAGAUGGGUGUUCUGGAUCAUGAUGAUCUUCGCAGGGUUCUGCACGCUGCUUGCGCUCGUCUUCGUCCCCGAGACGUACGCGCCGGUGAUACUGCAGGAAAAGGCACGACGGCUCCGCCGGGCGGACCCCGAGGCGAACGCGCGGCUGUACGCGGAGCACGAGCGGGCAGACUGGUCGGUCAGGGGCGUCGUCCACCGCACGAUCUACAGGCCCGUGCAGAUGCUGUUCAUCGAGCCCAUCCUGCUCCUGAUCACCCUCUAUCUCUCCCUCGUCUACGGGGUGCUCUACGCGCUCUUCGAGGCGUUCCCGGUGAUCUUCAUCGAGAAGCGCGGCUUCACCGUCGGCGAGUCCGGGCUGGUGUUCAUCGGCGUGGGCAUCGGGACGACCGUCGGCGCGGCGUCGUUCGCGCUGCUCUUCGGGCACUACCCUGCGCUGAUCGAGAGGUGGCGCGGGUUCCCGCCGCCGGAGCAGCGCCUGCACGGCGCGAUGGUCGGCGGCGUGUGCCUCGUCGUCGGCUGCUUCUGGCUCGGGUGGACGGGGAGCUACGCGGGCGUGCCGUGGUACGUCCCCGCGCUGGGCACGAUCCCCAUCGGCGCGAGCGUGAGCAUGAUCUUCAUCGCGUUCCUGACGUACCUCGUCGACACGUACCUGGGCUACACCGCGUCCGCGUUCGCGGCGACGACGAUGGUGCGGUCCGCGGCGGCAGCCGCGUUUCCGCUGUUCACGACGCAGAUGUUCCGCAACCUGGGGGUGAACUGGGCGGGGACGCUCAUCGGGCUGCUGGGGCUGCUGCUCGCGCCGAGCCCGUUCUUGUUCUACCGGUACGGGGCGUGGAUCCGGACGAAGAGUCGGUUUGCGCAGUGUCCUGACUUGCUCAUCGCGGAGGAGCUAAAGGCCGAGGCCGCGGCUGCUGAGGCGGGGGAGAAGGCGUGA
Molecule: messenger RNA, 1668 nt
Organism: Fibroporia radiculosa
Lineage: Eukaryota; Fungi; Basidiomycota; Agaricomycetes; Polyporales; Fibroporiaceae
Exons: 8
Coding region: 1-1668 (555 amino acids)
Biological process (GO): transmembrane transport
Molecular function (GO): transmembrane transporter activity
Source: RefSeq, a predicted model, not a curated record